This is a messenger RNA of Trypanosoma grayi, 336 nucleotides long. RefSeq lists its product as hypothetical. The record is from RefSeq and is a predicted model, not a curated record. The coding region runs from base 1 to 336 and encodes 111 amino acids. The transcript has a single exon. Lineage: Eukaryota; Euglenozoa; Kinetoplastea; Trypanosomatida; Trypanosomatidae.
AUGGGGUUUCAAACGCCAUGGGUAUUCAUCGCGGUCGCCGGUGUGCCGCUCUUCAUGAUUUACACCAAAGCCAAGCGCAUCGACGCAAAGGAAAUGCACGAGGUGCAGAUGCGCAUCAAGUACCACUCCGAGUUCUGGGCGAGGGGUAACGACUUUGUGCGGGCACACAGCGGCUACGUGCAGCGGCAGCUGUGUGACACCGCCGAUGCAAUGCUCGGUGUGGAGAUCACAGGUUCAACGGACUCAGCAGCAGCAGCAGCAACAGCACCAGCGACCCCCUGGUGGCGGCUGUGGCGGACAAACCAGAAAGUUAAUAAUAGUAGUGGUGAUGAAUGA